AUGCACAUUGGUCAAGCCGCAGCAAAGGAAGGUGAGUCUCAGAUGAUCGUGAUGAUGGGUAACAAUCUUUCUUUAACGAGUAUUAUUCUCAAUGGAGAUCCAUCUAUAGAGCAUAAAGGAAAACUUCCUUGCCUUGACGAACAAGUCAAGAUAUCUCAGUUCUAUCACUGCGAGGGCUUACUGCUAUGCAUUUUAAAAGAUGAUUCUAGGUUUGUGGUUUGUAAUCCGUAUUUGGAGCAAACAAGGUGGAUCGAACCAAGAUAUUCCCAUCGUCCACACGGAUGGGAUAGGUUCUCUUACGCUCUUGGAUACGUGAAUACGGAUUCUUGUUGUUACUACAAGUUGUUGGGGUUGAUAGAUUAUUACUACAAUGCACACGAGAAGCAAUUCUUUUGGUAUGGAAUCUACGAUUUUGACUCUGAUUUAUGGACUACUCUUGAUGUCACUCCGCAUUGGCGUAUAGCGUUUUGUAACCGUGGCGUUUCUCUUAAGGGAAGCACGUACUGGUGUGCUGCAGAAAGGAACGUAGAUGUCGAUGAAGUCUUGGCCGAUCGCUUAAUCUGUUUUGAUUUUACAAGUGAGAGAUUUGGUCCGCUUCUGCCUCUGCCGUUUAGUGGUGGGCAUAUUGACUGUAUGACGUUAUCUUGUGUUAGAGAAGAGAAGCUUGCGGUUUUACUUCAGCACGAUGAAUCAAAUCCAUAUGAGCUUGACUUAUGGAUUACGACCAAGAUUGAGACUGGAGAGGAGAAGAAAGUCGCCUUUGGUUUUGAUGGACGUAACCGCGAGAGAGUUAUUGUCAUUGGAGAGGCUGGAUACUUGAGGGGAUUGGAUCUCGUUGGAGAUUUUGGAGACCAAGAAUGUAGGACUGAUCUGUGCUCUUAUGUUCCAAGUUUAGUACAAAUCAAGCAACCUGAAGGAGGGGAAUCGAAACAACAAAGCGAUUUAGAAAAGUGUCGAUAUGAUGAAAACAUGUUGAGGCUUGUCUCACUCUAA
Arabidopsis thaliana (thale cress) is the source of this 993-nucleotide messenger RNA. Its product is annotated as F-box associated ubiquitination effector family protein. The transcript has 2 exons. NCBI's taxonomy places the organism in Eukaryota, Viridiplantae, Streptophyta, Magnoliopsida, Brassicales, Brassicaceae. The coding region runs from base 1 to 993 and encodes 330 amino acids. The record is from RefSeq and is marked reviewed.